Molecule: messenger RNA, 1139 nt
Organism: Rosa chinensis
Lineage: Eukaryota; Viridiplantae; Streptophyta; Magnoliopsida; Rosales; Rosaceae
Product: phosphatidylinositol transfer protein CSR1
Exons: 6
Coding region: 1-903 (300 amino acids)
Source: RefSeq, a predicted model, not a curated record
AUGAAGAUAAGACAAGCGCACGUGUUUCCCACACGUGGAGGCACUCGAAGACUCAUCGCCCUCCGCAGAAGUGGCGUUGUUCUUCUUCGUCUUUACACCACUUACCCAGAAAUGGAGCUCCGCCUGUGUAAUCCAUUUCGUCACAUUAUUCCUCUUCCUUCAAAUUACUCCAAUCAAAUUACAUCUUCCUCCCAAGCUCGUAGCUUAUCGGUUCGAAGCUCCCACUUAGGCCCCAACGAAUCACGCAAGCUAGUUUUGGAAGUGAAGGAGAAGCUUGAGAAAGAUCAUCAAAGUCUUCCGGUAGGCAAAAAUGGAAGAGAUGAUGAGGACUUCAUUCUCUGGUUUCUCAAGGACCGAAAAUUUUCAGUCCAAGAAUCAGUUGAAAAAUUGCACAAGGCAAUUAAAUGGCGUCAAGAAUUUGGCGUGUCUGAGUUGUCUCAAGAUUCAGUGAAGAACAUUGCUGAAACUGGAAAGGCUUAUGUGCACGACUUUCUGGAUGUUAAUGGUAGACCAGUUCUUAUAGUGGAUGCUGCUAAGCAUUUUCCUGCUGUGCAUGAUCCUGCUGAGAAUGAGAAGCUCUGUGUAUUUUUGAUUGAGAAGGCAUUGAGUGCCCUUCCUGAAGGGAGAGAAGAAAUACUCGGAAUCUUUGAUCUCCGAGGCUUCGGUACAGAGAAUUCUGAUUUAAAGUUUAUAACAUUUUUGUUUGAUGUAUUCUACUGUUAUUACCCAAAGCGAUUGGGCCAAGUCCUCUUCGUGGAUGCUCCUUUUAUAUUCAAACCUAUUUGGCAGCUUGCAAAACCCUUGUUGAAAUCAUAUGCUUCGGUGGUGAGGUUUUGCUCUGUGGAGACUGUCAGGAAGGAAUAUUUUACAGAAGCAACACUACCGGCCAAAUUUAGAGACUGAUCGAUGAGAGAUUUUACUUAUUAAUAUGACUUGCGUUAAACUGUAAAUUUAACUCUGGCUCAUGUCUUCUGCACGUGGAAUGUAGUUAUGUAGAUUUUUCAUUUAGCUUCAUAGCUUUUGACGGCUAUAGAAACUAUUACAUGUCCAAGACUCUAAAGCGAUUGCUCAUUCUUGGGGGCAAGAGAGAGGGCUUUUCUCCCCCGCGGCCUUUCUCAAUAUAAUUGGAAGGUUUUACA